Molecule: messenger RNA, 3597 nt
Organism: Porites evermanni
Lineage: Eukaryota; Metazoa; Cnidaria; Anthozoa; Scleractinia; Poritidae
Source: the annotation of a GenBank genome assembly
AUGGCCCGACAAGUACCAAAUUUGACAGACUCCGCCUCAGAAAGCAUGGCCAACUUUAGAGCUUUACUGUGAGUUUUUUUAAUUUGAAAAUCUUUGCAAUCUGACAUCCUCUAGUAGGAUAUAAAUUUCUAAUUUUGCUUUGUUUUCAUCCAUAGCAACUUUAGACAAGACCUCAAUGACAAAGAUGUGCCACUUUCAGCUGCACUACACAAAGGGGUUUUAUUCAACAGAAAUCGGGACCAAGAAUAUUCCAAAAAUCUAUUGACAGCAUAUGCUCACUAUCCCUACUAUGCAAGUAACAAUCAAGCUAUUCCUUUACAGUAUGUCCCACAAGUGGCUUCGUGUUCUUGUAGUACGACCAGCAUUUCUCAAGCCAAAUGGCCUGAGAAGAGUGACAGAAGUAAACGCUCAGGCUGGGAAAACGUUGAAGCAUGAAGCUCAAUUACUGCUUACCGAGAGAUUGAUAGCCCUAUUGUUUAAUAGUUCCUGGAACCAAUUCCGUGGACGAGGGAAUACCCAAGCACAUCUUAGCCGGCGAAUAUUUUUAAGGCAAGAGGCUCAAUAAAACAAAUAGGCAACUGGAGGGAAUGAAAAGUCGCUUAAGAGAGCUUGGAGAGCUGAAAUUGAUGGACCAAGGGGGGAGUUAUUAAAGAUAUUACAGUUACAUCAAUUCACAAGACAUCUCAUGACCUGGUCAGACCAUUCCAGCAUUAUGAACCAUUGCCACCUUCUGCUAACUUUAAGUGCAAUCUAUGAUCCUACAUUCUACUAUACUUCUGAAGAGCUCCAUGGGAAGAAUGUUCAGGAGUUAGUACAGAAGCCUUACAUUUACAUCAUGGCUAAAUGAAGGGAUACCAUUGAAGAUCAGCUGUUAUACAGUGAAACUAGGCUGGAAGAUCUAAAUGAGCUCAAAAAUCAACUUUUGUCCUCCCAAAAGGUCUCCACUAAGGACAUAUGCAGGUUCUUUCAUGGGGCCGGAUCAUCCUUUGCAAGAGGUGGAAAGUGGAGAGCAGAUUGGUGGUGGCUUUGGGUGCCGUGGAUGCACUGGAGCAUCAGCCAGCUAUAUUGACCAUGUGAUGUGGUUCACUGAGGGCACCACACAUUACCCUCGAAUAAAGAAGAAGAAAGGUACUGGAAGGUCCAGCUGGAAAAGAAAGAAGAAAUUGUGGAGCGCAUCCUUUCAAAAACAUGAGCAAAGAAGAGCUGAUAAGAUAGUGCAACGGACGGCACUUACUGGUCGAUGGUUUUCUAAAACCUGCACUGGAAUCUAACCGAUCAAUGAGGUGGUAUCCUUAAAAAAACCGCGCAGAUGAUACAGAAGUAAGAAUAGAUUGCGAAUAAUUUUUAGGUGAAGAGACCAGAGGCGGGGCCAGAGGGUCAUGUAUGGAGAAACGUUUUCACAAUUUUUGCGUAGAGGCUUAACUCUACAGUCGCCUAGCUGCAACGGCAAUUUGUGUAUUCUUGAUCGCUUGAUAAUUCUAAAUGAAGAUUGAAACUUUCAAGAGAAUCAGCUUUUACUAACAGCUUUUCGCAGGGGAAGCACAUUAAGGCCUUAUGUCCGUAGUUUCCAGUCAAACUGAAUCGUUCACAAUGAAUAUAUUGGAGUUGAGCGAAACGUUUUCUGGAAAACUGCAUAAUAGCAGUGCAAAUAGCACUAUUUCAAGCUAAUGAAAAUUAAUUGAUUAAAUGUACUCAUUAUUUUAUAUCAACUCCAGAGCCAGUACCCUGACUCCCACCCGCAGCACAAAAAGCAAAACUCUGACAGCUGAACAAACCAGCCUUAUUCAGCAUUUUUACCUCAUUAAUUUUGCAGAAUUGACGAGGGGGAGGAAGAAGAUGAAAAACAAGCCGUUCCAGGAUCAAAGAGGUUAUAAACAGCUCCUUUCUUCUGUCUUUCUUUCCUUUUUUUAGUAAAGAUUGCUAAAUAACCAGGUCAUUAUCUUUUUCUUGAUAAUUCUACGAACAUUAAUGAUGUUUUAACUGUUUUUUUUAUAAGGAGCAAAAAUCAGCACCAAGAUACAAAGGAGGAGAUUGUGCCAGCAGGGAAGACCCGCGGAGCCAACUGCAACAAACAAUGUUCAGCUGACAUGAUUAUUCUAAUCUUUUUUUCCUGGUAUUGUUGUACUUCAAAUUUAAAUAAAAAUGAAUUAGACGUGCAUUAUUUACAAAUGCAAAUUAAGCUUAAUUCUUGCGUUACUUUAUUCAGUUGACUUGUUCAUAAAUAAGCUUAAAACUAAAUUUAAUAACCUCUUUUACAGAAUGAUUUUAAAUACGCAAACAAUUCACAAUCCCUUUUGAAAAAAUUUCCCGCAAGAGCUAAACAAAUGCCUUCAAAAGUUUUAAUUGUCAGCAAGAAAAAGCGACGGCUGCGGCCGUUCGCUCAUUGCACGCCAAAAUUGUAUUUCGUUGAGAAGCGCCGUUUUCAUCUGAUAUGUCACUUGCUAUGUUAAUAUUAUUAAUUUAACUGACACCUGAGCCAGUGCUAGAAUGAGCUGCCCACCAGACCAGCAAUAUUGGACAAGAUAAAUGGAAAACCUAGACCCCAUCCCCCCUCUCCCAAAGAUCAACCAUGAGAAAAUAGUGCAUUUUUGGCCUUCAUGCGGCUUCAUCCUUGAUUUGGGGGAUUUGGGGGAUAGGGGUUUGCUGUUCCAUUUUAAUCUUUCCAAGCACAAAACAACAGUUACUGAUAUCAACAAAAUAUCACUUUUUUAGGUUUGACAAGAGAGAAAAAGAAAAUGGAGACCCAGCCCUUCAAGGGUUUAAAAAAACAACACGGCAACCCGAAAGGUUAGAAACAGCUUCUUUCUUAAGAGGUUUUAAAAAAGAAUUCAUGGUGUUCAGUCAUGGUUUUGGCGUAUGAUAAUGUUUUCACAGCCAUACGAUGCAUCUCUUAACCCGGCCUUAUAGAGACGGAAAUAAUAAAUACAUAAUAAGGAAAUACUAAUAUAUAUUUUUUUAAAAUGUCAUUUUUACUUAAGAUGAAAAAAAAAAAAAACAGGAAAAAGGCACACAUUCAUGGCUUGCAGCAUUGUAAUACAAAGGAGGAAAUCCUGCCAGCGAGGAAGACCGGGCCACCAUGCAACUGCAGCGAACAAUGUUUUGAAAAGGUACAAAGUUAGUUCAUAACAAAUUAUUCAGCUUGGUAUCAACCCUGGUGAUUUUCUCUUUCUGUUAUCCGCCUUGGACCAAACACGUUUCAGAAUAACUUUUUGAACAGGAUCUGGUCAGACCAUUCCAGCAUUAUGAACCAUGGCCACCUUUUGCUAACCGUAAGUGCAAUCUAUGAUCCUACAUGCUACUAUACUUCUGAAGAGCUCCAUGGGAAGAAUGUUCAGGAGUUAGUACAGAAGAUUCACAUUUACAUCAUGGCUAAAUGUAGGGACGCCAUUGAAGAUCAGCUGUUAUACAGUGAAACUAGGCUGGAAGAUAUAAAUGAGCUCAAAAAUCCUUCCUCCCAAAAGGUCUCCAUUAAGGACAUAUCCAGGUUCUUUCAUGGGGCCAAAUCACCCUUUGCCAGAGGUGGAAAGUGGAGAGCAGAUUGGUGGUGGCUUUGGGUGCUGUGGAUGCACUGGAGCAUCAGCCAGCUAUAUUGACUAG